Messenger RNA from Aspergillus tanneri, 5157 nucleotides. RefSeq names its product DNA-binding E3 ubiquitin-protein ligase SNT2 (gene SNT2). Gene Ontology annotation, molecular function: ubiquitin-protein transferase activity; chromatin binding. The record is from RefSeq and is a predicted model, not a curated record. The transcript is spliced from 2 exons. Gene Ontology annotation, biological process: histone catabolic process. Lineage: Eukaryota; Fungi; Ascomycota; Eurotiomycetes; Eurotiales; Aspergillaceae. Gene Ontology annotation, cellular component: Lid2 complex. The coding region runs from base 1 to 5157 and encodes 1718 amino acids.
AUGGCCUCGGAUAGGUCACCGCCCCAGAAGUCGCAGCAACACGUGAGAGCCGACUCUCCCUCGUCAAGUGCUGUUACUGCUGUGAGCCAACGUCGCAUGCCCACCCCUACUCAACCUUCACGGACGGGAUCUCCCACCCCCCAAGGGGCCGCCACCGUGAAUGACCCGCAAUCUCAACCCAUGACGGCCAGCGCAUCUCCUUCGGAGGCUGCUGGUACAGAGCCCCCCAGCACUUCCACUACUCCGGCUCCCUAUGGCACCCGCUCGAGAGGUAGAAAUGCCGCUCCCCGCCCCAAUUACGCGGAGGAUCGUGACAUCGAUAUGGAUCUUGAGAUUGCCCAACCCGCACAUAAACUCGGCAAGCGAACUAGUGGUGUCACCCCCAACUCUAUCAGCGCAACUAAUGGCUCAAAACACGAGAGUGAAAAACCAUCGUCUUCUUCUUCAAGCGCCAAAAAAAAUCAAACGGCGGUGAAUGGGUCGUCUAGCCUCGUCUCCGCUGCCAAAGACGCCAUUCCUGGUACCUCUUCCUUUUCAGCAAAAUUGGACGAGGCCAAUGGUCCAUUUAAUUCAAGAAAACGGAAACAACCGGCAAGCUCCACGAAUUCUAAUUUCACAAAUGGGAAUUCGACCAAGAAAGUCUUCACCACAGCUCCGAGUUCUUCGCAGGCUCAAAGUGAUUCUAACAUGGUCUCCUUUGAGAACUGUGGUGCUUACUUGGAAAAUGGCAAGCUUAAAGCUGAUGAUGGCACUACAUUUGGCAUAGAUGAUCAUGUAUAUCUUAUUUGUGAACCACCUGGGGAGCCGUAUUACCUUGCGCGGAUAAUGGAAUUUAUUCCAUCCAAAAAUGUACCAUCCGGCCCGAUCGAAGCCCUGCGGGUGAAUUGGUAUUACAGACCACGUGAUAUCCAGCGCAAGGUAGCGGACACGAGGCUCGUAUUUGCAUCCAUGCACUCCGACACAUGCCCGCUUACUUCACUACGCGGGAAAUGCCAGAUCACGCAUCUAUCGGAAAUUGAAGAUUUUGAUGAGUAUAGGAAGACUCGGGAUUGUUUCUGGUAUGACAAGAUGUUCGACCGUUACAUUCAUCGGUAUUACGAGGUAAUUCCCACCAAGAAAGUGAUCAAUGUUCCCGCGAAUGUCAAGAAGGUUCUCGAUGGACGCUGGCGAUAUGUGUUGGUGGAAAUUGGGAAGAGAAAGGAAUUGACCAGUGCCGUCAAAACCUGUAAACGGUGUAGCUUGUAUGCAGCGAACACUGAUUCCGUUGAUUGUGCUGUGUGCCACAAUACAUAUCAUAUGUAUUGUGUCCGACCAGUUCUGACCAAAAAACCGGCACGAGGCUUCGCUUGGGCAUGUGCAGCUUGCAGUCGGGCCCAAGAGAGGAAGCUUGAGGCGCGAAAUACUCCGAUUCUCGGUGAUUCUCAGCCCGAGGCAGAAGAAGAAAUCGUCGAGGAGGAGGAGGAAGAACCAAAUGUCGCAAAUGGUACGGCAGGCAGUACACCGAUUCCAGCCGAGGAGGAGGCUGUUCGUCCAGCUACAGAAGAACAGGUAGCGCAAGCCAGGAUGUGGCCUUAUCGCUACCUAGGUAUCCAUUGUCGCGUGGAAGAUGCUCUCGAUUAUGAUGACCGAAUAUAUCCUCGAGCAAGCUCUCGGUUGGGGCCGCGUCACCAGGCCAUUGUAAAUCCAUGGCACGGGCAUCCUGUGGAGUACGUUAAGCCCACUGAUAUCAAGAAGAAAUACUUGAAAAGCUCCGGCGGUCGGAAGGACUCCAAACUCUCAAAAGAAGCCCACGCUGCGAUCGAAGCUGCGAAGCAAGAAAGGGCCAACCGACCAAAAUGGGUGAUGGAUGAGCCGGUUGGGUACGUUCCAAGAGGCGAAGACGAACCUGUCAACGUCAAUGGAAAGCAGGUUCGAACCGCGGAAAUAUCAUUCAAAAUGCCUACUGUUGGCCAGCUUUCCUCUCGGGGCGAGGAUGACAUCCCAGGAGCGGAUCUUAGCCCCACAGGUCGAGAGAAAUUCAUUGAUGAGUACAUGACACGGGCCAAGGAAAUGGCACCCAGUCUGGGGGUCGAAACAUACUCUACCAAUUUCCUGGACAAGGCCUUGGGGCUACUUUACUCCAACAGUUUCGACACUGAGACUGCCCUUGCAAAAUUGAAGCAAAUGAACAAGUAUAAGGAUCUCAAGGAACCCCAUCUGCGCCCCGAAGAAGUGAAACUGUUCGAGCAAGGUGUCUCGAAGUAUGGGUCGGAGCUGCGAAAUGUGACUAAACACGUUGGGACAGUGCCGCAUUAUCAAAUUGUGCGGUUCUAUUACAUGUGGAAGAAGACAGAUCGUGGGCGCCAAAUAUGGGGCGUAUUCGAAGGUCGGCGGGGCAAGAGGGAAGCCAGGAGAAGCAGCUCUUCGAAGCUUGUGGAUGAUGUGGCAGAUGACCACGAUGACUCCGCAUACGAUAAUGAUAAGGCGGUUGAGAAGAAACGCGGUUUUCAGUGCAAGUUCUGCUCUACGCGGACGUCGCGCCAGUGGCGACGUGCUCCUGGGAUUCCGCCCGGCACCACAACACCAAAUGAACCAUCUUCCAGACAGCGUGAUAAGGGACUACAGCUUACGGUGGCUCUCUGUUUGCGUUGCGCUUUGCUAUGGAGGAAAUACGGAAUUCAGUGGGAGAGUGUCGAUGAGGUUGCCAAAAAGAUUGCCCAGAGCGGCAACAAAUCAUGGCGUCGGCGUGUAGAUGAAGAAUUACUGACACAACUACUUGUUUCAACCGAGACCCCAAUCAGUAUCAACCCUGCGACUGCGGCCACGGCAGCCGCGAUAGGCGUUCCAGUGAAUGCCAAUCCUCAAGUGCAACAAGAAUCUACCAAGAAGAAGGGGCGCGUUAAUGAGAAGGAUAGUGCGGCAACCUCGACUGCUACAUCAGUAGAGCCGGCACCAAAAAAGAAAGCGGCCACUGAAAAGGUCCCCGAACCGCCACCAAUUGUUCCAGACCCGCCGAAGGCUAAAACCCUCCCUUGUGCCAUCUGCAACAAAAUGGAACCCGCAGGGAAUCAACAUCUGUCCUGCAGGGAUUGCCGUUUGACUGUCCACCGAAGUUGCUAUGGCAUCAGCCCUUCUCGCAAUUGUGUUAAAUGGCUGUGUGAUAUGUGCUCGAAUGAUAGGAAUCCGAUGAUCUCGACUUGCUACGAAUGUAUCUUGUGUCCGGUGACCUGGACUGAACAUGAACUGAUGGAGGCACCGAGAUCAACGCAUAAGAAAAAGUCUGAACGAGAUCGAGAAAAGGAGAGGCUGGAGAAGGAAAUGGUGAACGAGGCCAUCAAACUCUACCGGCAAAGGCAAGAAGCCGUGGGUAAGCCUGUCGGCCCCCGGGAACCGCUAAAGAGAACGGCCGGUAAUAACUGGGUCCAUGUUACUUGCGCGGUCUGGACCCCGGAAAUCAAGUUUGGCAAUGCGAAGGAGCUUGAGCCUGCGGAGGCCUUCGGACUUAUCCCCAUGGACAGGCACCGUGAGGUCUGUAAGGUUUGCAACUCUACCAAUGGCGCAUGUGUUCCUUGCCAGUUCAACGGCUGCAAUGCCCAGUUCCACGUUGGCUGUGCGCUUCAGGCAAACUACCUCUUUGGGUUCAGCGUCACACCUAUCAAGGGCUCGAAGAAAGAUACUGUGAACAGCAUAAAACUUGGUAAUGAGACAGGUGUGGCCACGGCAGGGAUCUGGUGUGCCCAUCAUACUGUGCCAUCUGUUGUUCAUGAGAUAAAUGAACCAACGGAGGAGGAGGGCGUAAAUGCACUUACGCGCUUUGUUGAAACUUACAAACAGGCAGAUCUUAGCUUAACCGGGACUGUUCGGAGAGCAGCAUAUGUACAACAGUCUAUUGGUGCAUCGCAUCACGGGGGUUCUGUUGUAAGCCGACGGUCGGCUUGUGCUAACGGUGUUCUUGCGUCCCAAUCGGUGCCUAUUAAGGACAGCCAGAAGAAUGCCACUGUGUCCCGAGAGGAAGCUCCCGAUGAGAUGGAGGUUGAUUCCGAAAGCCAUAGGCCUGCUCAGAUUAUUGGAGCAGAUUUGACGAAGAAAUGCGUGCGGUGCGCUACUGCGUACAGCCCGAGAUGGUGGCCUAUAGACAAGUCCCGGCGAGCGACAAUUGUCGACCAUAGGGCGCCCUUGCUUAACGGCGUGGGUUUGAAUGAAUCUGCCGGGUCUAGAUACCCCAAUACAGCCUCAGCAAGCCCCCCAUACCUUCAUCGCCAUCCCUCCCAGCCCCCUCUCCCGAAAGUUAAUGGGGAAUAUGGCCCUGCAGAUUGGAGUGGGCCAGCGAGCAGCAUUGAUGGACCUGGAGGCCCACAAAGUCAGACAUUAUAUGAAUGCCAUAAGUGCCAUCUCAAGAAAAUAGCGGCUCAGCCGUCUCCUGAGCCGCGGCCUUCUCCCUACUCGGCUCAACGGCCUGUUCUUCCAGCUCCCCGGCUUCCAGAAUAUCAUAGCCAUCCUUAUGGGCCUCAUGCGCAUCCACCUCAGCCUCAAUCGGGGGUCCUUCCACGACCGAUCGGUGCCGCACAUAGUGGACCCGAGUGGUAUCCAGGUUAUGAGCAACGAACGAGUGACUAUGGCGACAGCAAGAUCCGCAAUAACAUCCCAAUUCCUAGCUACCGUGGAGGGCCAGCACCACCACCGGCGCACCAUAUGAAUGGAUAUCAACCCUCUUCUUCACACCACCCCCCUCCUCAUUACACCGGCGGGGCCCAUCCUCCCCAUCCGCCUCCACAAUCGUACCCGGCCCACCAAAGCCCUUAUGGUCCUGUCUCUAUGCCGUCGCCUCAUCCGUCGCACACAGCAGGACCGCGAGCAUACGCCCCGUCGGCAUCACCUCCAGAUGUACAAGCGACGAUUGUGGGGCACUCUCCUCCGCAUUCGCUCAGCGCAUUGAACGGCGGGCCUCCGCCACGUGUGUAUUCGGUUGACCGCGUUCUCAAAGCACCAACUCAGUCGCCUCCAAUUUCACAGGCCCACGUUGACCCCAGGGGACCUACCCCAGCGAAAUUAGAGGAGACGCCCGUCCUAGCUACUCCCGCACCGACGAGCAGUAACAGACCUACCAGUACCAUGAAUGGGACGAGUGGAGGGUCUGGUGCCAGUGCCAGUCCAUCUUUGAAGAACUUGCUGUCAUGA